GGAUUUCUUUAGUGAUUUAGACACGUCAUUAUUUUAUUUGAACGGUACGUCAUUUUCCUUAGUCACCGAUUAUUUUUAAUAUAAAAACCGCAUUUCGUUUUGAUAAAGCCGAUUCUUAAUCGUGUUGUGUUGCUGCUAGUACUGCAGCUAUUUGAUUUAUUGUAAGAGUUAGAGUUUGCAAAGUUUCACAAUGAGUUUACAGUGGACAAUUAUCGCGACGUUCUUAUACGCCGAAAUAGCCAUCGUGCUCCUCUUGACAUUGCCGAUCGCAAGUCCAUCAAAAUGGCAGAGGUUUUUCAAAUCAAAAUUCCUCGCUUACAUAAGUGGUCAAGCAUCUAUUUACUUCUUAAUUCUGAUCGGCGUGCUAGUGCUAUGCCUCCUCGAUGCCAUCCGCGAAAUGCAGAAGUACUCCAACAUCGAGUCCACGGACCACCAGCACUUGGACGCAGAGAUGCAAGGUAACAUGAGGCUGUUCCGUGCCCAGAGGAACUUCUACAUCUCUGGUUUCGCGCUAUUCUUGCUGGUUGUAAUUCGCCGGUUGGUGCAGCUGAUCUCGGAAUUAGCCACUCUAUUGGCGCAGUCUGAGGCUAACUUCCGUCAAGCGCAGAGCGCUACAGUCACCGCUAGGACGCUGCUUGACCAGGCCGGCGCUGGCGACGAGAAGGCCAAGAAAGAAGUAGAGGACCUUAGGAGCCAAAUCACGUUGCUCGAAAAGGAAUUGAAUAAGGAGAAGAAGGACAAAGAGGCUGUAAAAUCCCAGGCUGAGAGCCUCAACAAGGAGUAUGACAGACUUGCUGAGGAGCACAGCAAACUGCAGAAGAAGCUGACAGUGGCCAGCGGCGGUGACUCCAAGAAGGAUGAAUAGAUACGUCAAAGAUGUAACUUGUGGUCUGAUUAGGUAGUGAUGUAUGAGUCCAUGAACAUUUUAUAAGUCUUCGCAUCACUAAGCUUAUUGAACAACUUUAAUACCUGCUAUCAGUCUAUCAAAAAUAUGCAAUGAUUAAUCUGUGAUUCCAGUAAUUUUUAGAUCUAAUAACCUGCCUUGUAAUGUUAUGGGGUUUUGUUAAAAUUAUCCUUCAUAUAUGAUGUUUAUUCUAAUAAUAACCAAUCACUUAAGCAAUGUCCUCACAAUUAUUGUAACUAAUUAAGGCAUUAUAAAGAGCAAUGUUUGCAUUUAUUUUUGUGGUAUCUAAUUAUAAUAUUAUGGUGAAAUGAUGGUAGGGUCAGUGUCCAUUUCAUAUGAAGUAAUAUUUUUAACAGUUGCAACAUACAAAUUGUGUUUUUUAUACAUAUAAUAUGAUGUUGAUACAUUAUUUACCUAAAAUAAUUGUUGAGUGUGUGCAGGAUAUAUAUUUUUUACUGAAUCGGAAGCACCCAGUGCUCUCAAUACAUCCUCAAACAUAUUUUUGUAUGAAAAUGAAAUGAUGCAAUUAAGUUACUCUUAAGUUUAUUUGUGUAACAAAAGUCUGAAUUGUUAAUUUAUUUGUUUUAUUUUUAAUUUAAAAAGACAACCCAAUCUUGUUGAAAUAUAAUAUAAACCAGUUUGCAAGAUUGUCAAAGAAAUCAUAAAAAAAUUGUUUUCUUUAUAAAUGUACCCUCUUCCAAACAUUUGAGCUUGAGUAUUUAUAUGGUCUAUCUAGGUGUUUUGUUGAUUUUAUCACCAGUAAGACAGGUCUAGUUGGACAUAAUCUUGUAUUUGGAUUCAAAGUUCAAAGUACACAUUACACUAAAAAUAAUAAAUGAUUAGUCAUCUUAGACAAUGUGUGUAUAACAACACAUUUCCUCAGUUACAUCAUUUUUGGUGCGAGAUUUUUUUGCCGCCAUUUAUUUUUAGGUAGAUUGGCUGUAUUCCCAUAAACAAUUUUAACAUACACUAAAUGUAUUUAUGCUUCCUCUUAUCACAAUUUGUACUUAUUCAUGUUCUAAUACAUUUUCAAACAAAAUGUUAUUAUUCAUAUCCAUUUGGAUUGUUUGUUUUGUAUUUAGAAAAGUUGUCAUGAAAACAGAAUAGGGAGAACCAGUGUACACGGGAAAAUUGCGAAUAUGAUUGUAUUUUUCGCGCGCAUAAUUGCGAGUAUUUUAAAAAGAGUGACAUUUUUCGAGAAAGAAGUUUAUGGUAAGCAGAUUGUUGUUCUCUAUUCUGUGUUUAUGGUGCAAGUGUUUUUCCUGUAUGGUUUUGAAUUUGAUAUUAUGUAUGGGUUUGUUAUGGGUAGUUUAGUAACCAAGUGGGUGUAUUUGUGAUGUAUUUCUAUAUUUAACUAUUUUCAGUGUUGCUUCGAAAUAAAUUUGUAUUUUUAA
Helicoverpa armigera (cotton bollworm) is the source of this 2298-nucleotide messenger RNA. RefSeq names its product B-cell receptor-associated protein 31. Gene Ontology annotation, cellular component: endoplasmic reticulum membrane; endoplasmic reticulum. The record is from RefSeq and is a predicted model, not a curated record. Bases 191 to 865 code for a protein of 224 amino acids. The transcript has a single exon. Gene Ontology annotation, biological process: endoplasmic reticulum to Golgi vesicle-mediated transport; intracellular protein transport. Lineage: Eukaryota; Metazoa; Arthropoda; Insecta; Lepidoptera; Noctuidae.